Molecule: messenger RNA, 3623 nt
Organism: Heterobilharzia americana
Lineage: Eukaryota; Metazoa; Platyhelminthes; Trematoda; Strigeidida; Schistosomatidae
Source: the annotation of a GenBank genome assembly
CUGAAGCGCGCUUUAUAUCCCUCAAGGUCGAUGACCUCUGAUAAAGUAGAAACGUUUUUGAGCCAGUUACCCACUGCGGAUAGCUCUGCAUUACCGGAACUCAUACUAUCCAUUACUGAAUGUCCAGGUUUAUUUGUCUUCGGAGAAUUUCUCGACCAUCCAAAAUUAAGUCUAUCGAAAAUGGAGAAUAUUCUCAGUAUUAUAACUUGAUGAAUCUUUUCUGCUAUGGUACAUUUGAAACGUAUACUAACAAUGGAUCUGCGUAUCCUGAACUACGACCUUCUCAUAUUCGGAAGCUGAAGCAGCUUUCAAUUAUCGAUGAAGCAUACAACCAGAAGCGUAUACCAUAUAGUCUGUUAUGCAGAAAGCUUGAUCUCACAUCAUCAAGAGAUCUAGAAGACCUGAUAAUUGAGCUUUUCUACCUCGAAGCAAUAACGGGCAAGCUUGAUCAACAAAAAGCUUUAUUGGAAGUCAGCUCCGCUAUCGGGCGUGAUAUACGCAUAGAGCAAAUUCCUGAGCUGCAAAGGAAACUGGACUCUUGGUGUGCUCGAGUUGAAUCUGUGCUAGCUCAUAUAGCUAACGAAAUAAAAACAGUUAAUAAUCGGCGAUAUGAAUCAGAACUGCAUCAAAAACAGAUAACGGAGGCAUCAAAUUCUAUUAGAGAAGCUUUAAGAGGACAAAUGUCAAAGUCAAAUGUGCGUUUUUUACCUUUAUCUGUCGAAAGUUCAUAUUAAUGUAAGCAUAAAUCGGGUAGGAGGCGCGAAAGCCAAAGUAGCAUGUAUCAGACACCACAUGUUAAGUUGUCGAAUUAUAGAGGCACCAUUAUAAAACUCAGUAUGCAGUUCAAUAUCUCUUCUGAAUGCUUUUAAGGUGACUAGCUUCUGUGUAUACCUCACAUUUUUUCAUACGCUACUAACAUAUUCGGACAUACUUUUGUUGUUUACUUUUUCUUAGUAUUUGGAAAUGUCCUAUUAAGUCGUUUCACAUUGUUUAGUCAGGUGUCUUGGGUGUUUGAGGUUGAAAACAGAUGCUUAUUUUGCUUAUAGGGUUUAAUUCUCACCUGUGAGGUAAGAAAAAUUACUUUGUGGUUCCACAUUUUCGGUCUUGUGAAAUAAAAGCAGUUGGUGGAACUCUGCUUCCUAACUACGUUAAUCUGUAGCCGCGACCGCACAGUAGUUAGAUGUUGACAGCACUUUCAAUUUAGUCUACCAACUUUUUAAAUAUCCAACAGUUACUUGCUACAACUCAGUGGCUUGGAGUAGGGAAUUAGAAAAGAUACCAAAAGUUAGAGGAAACUAGUGUGUUAACAUGGCUACUUUCAUCUACCUUUUUUGUAGUGUUUCCUAAAAAUGUAGGCAUGCAUAAUAUUUUUAAUGGCAGUCACCAUUAAUUUAACUGUCGUAAUAAUAAUAACUAAGCUUAUAACUAGUCACACCUGAUUAACAUUGGCAUUUAUGAAGGAAGUGAUUGAUUUCUACCACAAAACGAGUAGAUGAUUUCAACCAUAUUUUUAGAGUGGCUAGCUGUUUUUUUUUACUUGUUGGAUGGGGGUAGCCGUUACAUAUUGUUGCAAUAAUAUAUUUUUUGACCUGGAUAGUUGCUGAUGAAGUAAAAAUUGUAGAUAGCUGACGAAGAUGUUCUGUGAAAGGCUUGUGGUUCGGCCCUCUGGCGGAUCGCACUUACGAUGAAGACUUCCCACAGCCUGUUCUCAGUAAUACCAAUAAAAUAGCAUAGUUCCUCAAUGUUAAGUAGUAUGGUCGUCGUAGAAUAUAUUUAUUUACUGUGGAGUGUUUUGCCUGGUUCACAAAUCUGUCACAUUUCGCAUCUGGGUUUUUGUGAUUACUGUAUGAAUGAUCCGUAAUGAAAGAGCUACAAGCCAGUUUGGAUCAUACUGGGUUCCCUACAGCUAUAGGAAUACCUGUUUCAUCAAUUCUCUACAGAGUUGUAAAAUAUUAUACUUAGGCACUUAGGUAUCUUGUCACUAUUGUAUCUGUUUUUCGAGACGGUUAAUAAAAGAAGUUUCUAGGAACAUGUUAGGGUCUUAACGUAUUAAACGGAUCUUUUGUAAUCUUCGACUGCAAACGAUUACAGUUAAGGCUGUUCCUUCGGAGAACUCCUUCAGUAAUUUUGUCGAUCUGCAGUCCAAUGAGUUUUGAAACGUUUGUAUAGUAAAAUAUAAUUAAUAAACACUGGUAAGGUCAAGUAAUCACUACGCAUCAGUGAAGCACAAAUGAAUAGUGAGAUACGUUGAAUUGUAUAUUCCUACUCAUACAUCAAUAUCUAGGUGGUGAUGAGAAGUUUGUCUACUCCAAAAUUGUCGUUAGCACCAUUUUUUUUGAAAUAUCAAACUUAUCUUUGUAUUACAAUUUACAAGGUAACUCAGUAUAGUCUCGGCUACCAUUGCAUUGUACCUGAUCAGCCAGUGCAUAAAGGGCUCUUUUUCAGACCUUAACUAGUUGUACUUGGGCAUCUCCGUGCAUUUUGUGUCACUUAUGUUGUAGAUAUAGCUAUAGGAAAGUGAUUAAAGUUAAAGAUAGUUACAUCUGAGUGAGUCGGACAUUCUUCAUCAUUACGAAAAUUGUUCAUAUAUGAAUCUUUGAGUUUUCUAUGUGGAAGUGUGAGCUUGGUUAUCUUUAUUUUGGUUCACCCAUAUUUGUAGACGUUUUCGUUACUAAGCGUAGAUAUUGUUUUUCAGACUCACGGUUUACGGAUGGAUGUAGAUGAUAUUGUUAUUCAUCCUGAUUUAUUGGAAAAUCGUGUAGAAGCAAUUCGCCAAAGCCCAAGUAGUGUUGAAAGUGGUGUUAAUGACCGUGAUGUCCGUAGCAGGCUAACAGUCUUCAAAAACCUUCGGCAUGGCAGAUCAUCCAAACAGCAGUAGUGCUGAGUCUAUUUUGUGUUCCUUGACGUAUUCUUAAUUAUGAAAAUCCCUUUUUGAAGAAACUCUAGCUUAUGUUUCAGUAUUCAUUCGCAAUGAGUAUGGUUUGUGAUCCCCUGUAAAAAUUUCACACCUGAAUAAAGUCAAGCAAACACUGAAAGAAUUCUUUUUACUCCUUAUUGUUAAGAUUUUGACAACCAUUUCCAUUUUUUGCAGUUUCUCCACAUGGAUCAAGAUAUAAAUACUUAAAUAUGUUAUAGAUUUACCUGGAAGGAGAAUGUGUUGAACAAGAUAACUGAAAAUGGUAAGAACUACUUUUGAGUUUCCUGAAAGGGGUUUUUCGUCACCGGUCGACAUGUAUCAGAGAAGCAUUGGAAACCUAGGAGCACUAAAUAUCUGUUUUAUCCAAGUUGGGUGUAAGAAGAAACAGUCACCGGUGGAGAGUAAUUGUCAGACACCAAACUCUGUUAGCCAAAACUGAUAUCGUGGGUCAUGGACGUCUGCUGUAUUUGUGAGAUGUGCGUAGGGAACACAAAUGAAGUUAUUCAGUUUACCUCACCCGGCUAAUACGCCGAAUGGGAGCUAUGGCUCAGUGGUUUAGGGAGAUGACUACCGACCAUUAGGAAACAAGUUCGAGCCCCGCUGCAUCUAUUGAAGCGGCCAGGCAGUAUCAGUAGCCCUCACACAAUAGGUGUAGCUCAUUGAUUACUGCACGAAUAUGAAUAUCGUAGCUGAGUGCGUAAAUCUA